This is a messenger RNA of Ogataea parapolymorpha DL-1, 2175 nucleotides long. RefSeq lists its product as uncharacterized. The transcript has a single exon. Lineage: Eukaryota; Fungi; Ascomycota; Pichiomycetes; Pichiales; Pichiaceae. The record is from RefSeq and is a predicted model, not a curated record. The coding region runs from base 1 to 2175 and encodes 724 amino acids. Gene Ontology annotation, biological process: mitotic sister chromatid cohesion.
AUGACUGAGAAUGACACAUGCAAACGCGGUUCAGAGCCAUCUACGGGUCCAGAGAAGCUUGAAAAACUGAUACAACUGUCUAACUGGUUUCUCGAUGAGGCUUACAAGAAGGGAUCAACAUCGCUGCAAGCAGAAGAGAAGUUAUUGGAGUAUAACAAUUACGUGAGGGCAAGUCUCGGCUGUCUAUUCAAUGCCCUUGAACAGUACAAGGGUUUACUUACGCUGGCAGAUGAGGUUUUCAUUCACUAUAAAAUUACAGAAAUCUUACUUAGAGAAACUACAAGCCUUGAUCUCGCGUCAGAUUACUGCAGUCGCGGAUUGCAGCUCGCCAAAAGAAGCGAGUCAUUGGAGUAUCAAAUUCGUUUGGAGCUUCUGAACUUCGAGAUACAAUAUUUGACAGAUAAGUCCAAAGGCAAAAAGACAAGUUUUUCUUAUUUCAUGAGCAUAGCACAGCAUUGCGAAUCCCUGAAUAACAUUACCUUGACAAGCAUUAUGGAUUAUUUGAAGAUUCAAUAUUUUGGCAUGAUCUUUGAGGAAGAUCAGAUUUACCGCAACUAUGACCGCAUUGUGGAACGACUGGAGACUAAUUUGAGUGAGACUACAUUUGGAUUUCUCCAGUUAAUUCUUGUAUGUCAGCUUCAAUUCCAUUUGUUUCGUGGAAACUCGAUAGAGUUCGCAUUGCAAAAAUAUCACAGACUUAAAGAGUCUUUAGAAAGGUACCCUCAUUAUACGAAACUCCUUCCUCCGCAGUUCAAGGCUAUCACUCAAAUUUUGGACCUUUUGAUAUCCAUUCAGGAUGAUGACUUCAAGAGCACGAAAAGCAAAAUGAGCAAAAUCGAUGCUUUAAUCAGAGAGCUCAAGGCUUUGGAACCUUGGGCUAGAAACUUUCGCUUUUGUGUCCCCGUUGACGUUAAUAUAGCACACCAAGAGUUUACACUACCACUACAGAUCAAUUGGCUGACCUUGCGCGAGUUCAGCAUGUUAUCAUAUUUUUACUGUGGGGUCUCGUACGUGAUAAAAUCUUGGGACGGCAAAAAUCGUACGGAAAUGUUGUUUGCACAAUGUCAGAAAUACAUUGGUUAUGAACUCAGCGAGCAUGUUUUGAUCUCCAGCAAUGAGAUGGAAGCCAAAGUGCUUCGAUUGAAGUAUUUUGGCUUAUUAAUUAAUUUUUACCAGGUGCUUGCCAAAUUCCAAUGUAACCAGUGGCACUCUUUUAACAGGGACGAAUUCCCACAAUUGUGGAAAUUCAUCGAUGACUACAAUGCGGGUCGAUUUUCCUCACAGGAGCUUGUGAUCUACCACAAAAUUGUAGACAAGGUGUACUUCCUGCUCGCGUUGCAGAGCCAAAGAAUGAACAAUUUGGAUGCAGCAAUGCAUUAUUACAUCAAACUCCGAGAGCUCCAUUCCUCUUCCUCAACGGAGCUCAAUGACUACAAUUUUUUCAGCGACACUAUCUUGGCUUCCUACAAGCAAACCACGAGCGGAGUGGGUGGCUGUCUACAGGAAGCCAAAGAUUAUCAUAAUCAGCUAUACUUUCUUGCAACAAUCAAUCUAGUGAUAUUAACGAUCUACAACCUCAGACGACUGAAGUUGCUCAACGUUUCGGAAUUUGACGAGGAUUACCAGGUCCUGAUGGACCGUUAUGCCAAAUUUUUGAAGUUGAAGAAUAUACUUCACAGCGAAUUGGUACAAAUGCAAUCUCUGUACAAGUCAAACAUAUUAUUGAGCUCUACACUGGACAUCUUUGUGCGAUACAUACUCGCCGAUGAGGGACAGCCGGUGGAAUUCGAGACCGCCCACCUAGAGAAGUUUUCACAGAUCUCUCCGUUGCUACUAUCUAUGGUUUAUUUCGUGAAGGGACAGACGAUCAAAAGUAAUCGGUCGCAAUCCGAGCUUGAGCAAUUGAAUAUGAAAGUUCAGCUUUAUAACCAGAGUUUCAAAUCGUCAUGCAAACAGAGUGGGUUUGGGCCCAAUGGGGUGGGCUAUAUUGCGCUGAAAGAGAUUUCUAACAUCGUCGAGAAAAAUCACUGUUAUUUCGAUAAGGAGCAAUUGGAUAGCGUCCAGUUGAAACUCAAGGACGUGAAGCGAGGCUUUGAAACCCGUAAGCGAAAACUAGACCCAGAAAGUCUCCCUCCAAGCUCGAAGGAAGAAAGUGUAUUUAGCUCGCAAAUUUAA